Molecule: messenger RNA, 1408 nt
Organism: Drosophila teissieri
Lineage: Eukaryota; Metazoa; Arthropoda; Insecta; Diptera; Drosophilidae
Exons: 2
Coding region: 912-1373 (153 amino acids)
Source: RefSeq, a predicted model, not a curated record
CACGCAGCUGGAAAAUAAAUAAAUUGAAACCCGAGAUUCUGGUAAUGGAAAUGGAAGAACAUAUCAUUGAAAACACAGCAAUUCAGAAGUUACCAGUUUAAGACAUCUCUUUUGUAUAUCAACACAUAUUUAUUUGGGUGCAACCUAUGUGUCGGCAGCCAAUAAAUUGCAAUCUAUGGAACGCAUUCAUCCCUGAAAUUUAUUGGCAAUUUAUCAAUUACUGUAUCGUUAACCACAUGUAACAUGCAAUUGCAGCCGGCAACUGCAGUGCUAAAGCCCAUCUGACAACUAAUUAGCAACAAUGUCAGAUGGAGUGCACACACUGAUUGAUUGCCAAGCGAUUGGCACGAAGUAAUAAAGAGUUUCGUUGGGUUUUCGGUCUCAGGGGUUGCCAACAAUUAGUGGCAUUUAAAAACCAAAUUCAGAGUCGCCGAGCGAUUUGCAUAUGACAGGGAGAUACUUGAAAAGCAGCCAAAGACAGUCGGAUUGAACAAAUACAAAAAAUUCAAAUUGUGAAAAGCCGUUGGCCUCUGGUUUGCCAUAAAGAGCUGCUGCAAAUUUCUUGCAUAUUUGCACACGGAUUUACAAUAAAUUGCAAUUAUGCAAAUUGAGCGAGUCGAAUGUUUUCGGAGCCGUAGCUCUUCAAACAAACUCCAAAAAAUGCCAGACAUUAAUCAUGGCCAGCAAUUAGCAAUUAUUUAUAUUGACGGGGCGUGUCAAUAUCUGGGCAAUGAUAAAUGGUUUUCAAAUUUUUUGUUACUACUACACACAUCAACCCUGGAAAAAGUUCUCGUACUUGCUUUCGAUUAAAUUCUAUGCCAUUAAUCGUGGGGUCAAGUUCAGUACUAAGUUGGCCUUGCCUUUAAAGUGCCAAAACGAAAAAGAAAUCCUAUUUAAUAUUAACUACGAGCAUGGACAUUCCGAGUGAGACUAUGGAGUCAUCUUCCAAGGAUUCUUCUAAUUCUUAUGAUGCCAAGCGCGAGUCCUUAAAAAUCGCUCCCUUACUUAAGUCAGUGCCCAACAGUAUUUCCAACAGAUUUGGUUUGAAGUGGUAUCUGAUCAACGUGGACAACUUCAGGCCUCGGAGAAAGAGGAGGUACUUCAUCAACCUGUCGCGCUUCUCCACUCAACUGCCCAGUGUCAUCUCGAGCACUUUGCACCUCCUAAAGUACCCAAACUGGAGUGCCAUCUUCCUGGCCACAACGCCCCAUAGCUUCAUGUACUAUCAAGCCCAUUUUCCAAUGACAUCCAUCGUGACAUUUUCCCCCACGAGCAAGGCGAUUUCCAAGCAGAAAUCUGGGAGUAAGAAGCUGAGAGGAUUACUUCCGUCCAAGAUAAACAAAAUCAAGGACGUAAAGGCAAUAAAGCUAUAAAGAAACGAUUUAUAUAUAUAAUAUAUGUAAAUAUA